Molecule: messenger RNA, 444 nt
Organism: Gongylonema pulchrum
Lineage: Eukaryota; Metazoa; Nematoda; Chromadorea; Rhabditida; Gongylonematidae
Source: the annotation of a GenBank genome assembly
AUGCGAAGAAGAUGUGCAUCAGGGCAGAGCCUCGACGACUUCCAUCCUCGAUACUGCGCAGCCUCCGAACUAUCAUCAUUUCAACAGUUGAUCGUCUCACUACUAUUUCAUUCAGCACAUUUUGAUUGCAUUUUUGCAGCGUCGCCUGUUGGUUUUACAAUCCAGACCUGCUUCCGGGAAUUGUUUGUGAUUAUGGAGUGGCAAAACGGCCGUAUUCUGGACGUCCUCUGGAAAUGUGAUACACUGUUGGUAGCCAUACUACAGAAGUUGGAUCAGCAUAAAAAUUAUCUGCAUAACACGGAUGAUCCAUUUCUAUGUACACAUGAGGACGACCGAAAAGUAUUUAACAUGUACAUGCGUAUCAGAGAAAAAGCUGUAGCAGCUGACAAAGGUAAGCUUUUUUGGCUUUUUACAAAUCCACUCACAGGAGUUGUUUCGCGGUGA